GUUGGGGCGAGACCCAGUUCCCGCAGUUUCGGUUCUACUUUGCAGGCGUUUCUGUCGCCGCGGUCGCCCUAGGUGAAAAAUACCCCUGAACAAUGGGUGCGACAUUCUCCCAGCUGGCCUCUCAGGAGGAUGAGAACAAAUUGAUCCUGCCCCCCGAACCAGCCUUUGGCAGCAAGGCUGCCAGCUACUCCAGCACUGGCAACAGCAAGCCUUUCUGUUCCUGUGUGCCAUGUGACAGGGCUGCUGGUACUGGCUUUAUAACUUGUCCCACCUGCCAGGGCAGUGGGGAGAUUCCUCGAGAGCUAGAGAAGCAGCUGGUGGCCCUUAUUCCCUAUGGGGACCAGAGGCUGAAGCCCAGGCACACGAAACUCUCCGUGUUCCUGGCAGUGUCCAUCUGCCUGGUGACCUCCUCCCUCAUCGUCUUUUUCCUGUUUCCCCGGACAAUCGCCGUGCAGCCUGUGGGCCUCAGCUCCUCCACGGUGGCCACUGAUGAGGCCAAUGUCUACCUCAACAUAACGAGUAUCUUGAAUAUCUCCAAUAACAAUUACUGCCCUAUCACUGUGACCCAGCUGACCAUCGAGGUUCUGCACCUGUCCCUCGUGGUGGGACAGGUCUCCCACAGCCUCCUCCUCCACAUCGGCUCUUUGGCCAGUGAACAGAUAUUUUAUGCAGUGGCCAACAGGAUAUGGGAUGAAAACACAUACAAAAUCUGUACCUGGCUGGAAAUCAAAGUCCACCACGUGCUUUUGCACAUCCAGGGCACCCUGACCUAUUCCUACCUGAGCCGUUCCGAGCAGCUGGUCUUCCAGAGCUAUGAAUAUGUGGACUGCCGGGGAAACACGUCUGUGCCCCACUUGCUGUUUUCUCACCCGCCGUGACCUGUCUGCUGCCCUCAACUCCAGUCGCCUGCCGGCCUGGUCUGUACCUCCCACAACUCCGUGGUGCCCAGUAGGACAAUAGUGACUUUGCCAAAGGAAAAACCCUGCUUUACAAUACCCUCCCCACCCCAUGCACCCCCAGCAGAGGAAGCUUCCUGUGGAAGUUAACUUCAUAUACACUCAUACAUCCCUACACACUGUCUCUCUCUCAUACAUACACCCAUACACACAGUCUCUCUCUCUCUCACACACACACAAAUACACACACACACACACACCCUCUCUGAUUUCCACAGGAUCAGAAGCCUGAUUCUUCUAGAGGCCAGCACCAGAGGCCUCUGGUUUUGUCUUGAGCAAAGUCUGACCCAACGUUUCCUCAGAGCUGCCUCAGAGGCGUGGAGCAGCACCCACCUUCCUAUGCUGAGCACCUUGGUUGCCUGGUUCCUCCAGGGAAGGCCUUCUUCCUGCCUGAAUGCAGAGAAAACUUUCAUUUUAUCUGGUUUGACUCCAUGGAUCCUUUUCCAGUUCUCCACCCAGUGAUGGGAAUGACUUAGGGAUCAGCCCAUGCUGUCACCAGGGCCUUUUGCUUUGGUCAUGUGACAGAUCGUUGGUGAUGGCCUGCUUCUCUCCUGGUAACUUGUUGCCCACCCUUUGGCCAAGGCCCUUUGGCUCUGCCUCCUUCCUGGUUAUAGAUG
This is a messenger RNA of Budorcas taxicolor (takin), 1573 nucleotides long. It is a transcript of the gene TMEM106A, whose product is annotated as transmembrane protein 106A. Bases 93 to 878 code for a protein of 261 amino acids. The record is from RefSeq and is a predicted model, not a curated record. Lineage: Eukaryota; Metazoa; Chordata; Mammalia; Artiodactyla; Bovidae. The transcript is spliced from 8 exons.